Molecule: messenger RNA, 699 nt
Organism: Paracoccidioides lutzii Pb01
Exons: 2
Coding region: 1-699 (232 amino acids)
Molecular function (GO): protein binding
Source: RefSeq, a predicted model, not a curated record
AUGGAUGACAAGGCAAAAGUAUACAACUCGAGAAUUGAAUCCGAUGCUGCCCCGGAAGCGCAACCCAAAACCGCAAGUAAGGUUAAAAAGGACUCUCGCGGUCUAACUCUCGCCGAAAGAGUAGAGCAACUUGAGGGUGUUCCGGAGAGACCUGAUUUCAAGAUAUCAGCAAUGGACUGCGAAUACAACGUCCAUUCCAGGAUUAUUUGUGCCAGGUCACGGUUUUUCGAAAAGGCCGUGAAAGGAAACUUCGCUGAAUCAAGGUCAAAAAGAAUCCAUCUGCCUGAGGAAGACAUGGAUAGCCUUGAGUUAUUGAUUUCCAUUCUAUAUGGUUUCGAGAUUUCAUACUAUGUAGAGCUUUGGACGGAAGCACAAGAAGACUCCAAUGGAUCGACUGACAGGAUCGAUAAAUCCGAAAGUUGUGUUGUGACGCCCAAGCAUUCGUUGACGGAGAACAAUAAGUGCCCAGGCGUCCCUCAACGCAGCGCAGGUCUUCGCCUGUUACGCUUAUACGCCCUGGUUGACCAAUUCGAUAUCUUCUGGCUCCAGUCCUGGGCAAAAGAAACGGUGCUCAUUUGGACCAAACAAAUGUCCACAGAGGCAGCAUCAUUGAGGUUAUUCGGGAUAUAUACCGAUGCGAAUCCGGCAACUACACCGAACUCAUGGACGGAAUUUCUGCGAUUAUUAUGGACAAUGUAG